UUUAUCAGUCCAAGGACAUCAUUCACUUGGAAAGGGGGGGAAGUUCGAUCCUCUUUUUAAAGGAUCGCAUUUGCGGGAGUUUUUUUCCCUCCCCUAGUUACCGAGACAAGAAGCAUUUUGUUUAUUAUGCGACGGUUUAGUGUUAUCUGCUUUUUAAAUUCUACACCAUUGGUCACAGUAAGUUGCUAGUUUAUGAACGUGAGUAUUAACAUUUUGCCUAAAAGUCGCAUCUUUUUCUUUACUUUGUAUUUGUUUUGCUCUGAAAUGACCAUGCUGCUUGACAGCGGUCCACAGUUCUCGGCGUUAGGCGUUGGAGGCUUUGGGACGCCGAGGCAUCAUGAGAUGGGAAACAGAGAUCCUGGACUGGGGCUCAAUCCCUUUGGAGAUUCAUCACAUUCAGCUGCCUUCAAGCUCAGCCCCGUAGCUCACGAUAUUGCCGCCAGCCAGACUUCUGCUUUCACGGCGCAAGCCUCCGGUUACGCAGCAGCUCUCGGACACCACCACCACCACAGCAGCCAGGUGGGAUCUUAUGGCACCGCAGCCUUCAAUUCUACGCGGGAUUUUUUGUUCAGAAACCGUGCAGCAGGUAUCGGAGAGUCUGCGGCGAGUAACACGCAGCAUGGGAUCUUUGGUCCUUCGGCGGGGAGUCUGCACGGACCCACCGGGAUCUCUGAAACGGCGGGACACCUCUUGUUUCCAGGACUCCACGAACAAGCCACGAGUCACACUUCGCCGACGGGACACGUAGUAAAUACGCAAAUGCAUCUUGGUUUACGCGGAGAUAUUUUUGGAAGACCAGAUCCCUACCGACCGGUUACCAGUCCUCGUACGGACCCUUAUGGUGCUACCCAGUUGCACAACUACAAUCACUCUAUCAACGUGAACAUGCCGACACAUCAUGGACCUGGGGCUUUCUUUAGAUAUAUGAGGCAGCCCAUUAAACAAGAAAUGUCCUGUAAGUGGAUAGAUGAGAACCAGAUGAAUCGGCCGAAAAAGACAUGUGACAGGACUUUCAGCACCAUGCAUGAGUUAGUUACGCACGUCUCCAUGGAACAUGUUGGCGGCCCGGAGCAAAGUCAUCAUACUUGUUUCUGGGAAGACUGUCCCAGGGAAGGGAAGUCUUUUAAAGCCAAAUACAAACUUGUUAAUCACAUACGAGUGCAUACUGGUGAAAAACCAUUCCCUUGUCCGUUCCCUGGGUGUGGAAAAAUAUUUGCCAGGUCGGAAAAUUUGAAAAUUCACAAAAGAACACACACAGGUGAAAAGCCGUUUAAGUGCGAGUUCGAGGGUUGUGACAGACGCUUUGCAAACAGCAGCGACAGGAAAAAGCACAUGCACGUGCACACUUCAGACAAGCCGUACAUUUGUAAAGUCUGUGACAAGUCCUACACACAUCCUAGCUCUCUCAGGAAACACAUGAAGGUUCACGAGUCUCAAGGUUCAGAGUCCUCUCCAGCUGCGAGCUCUGGGUAUGAAUCGUCCACACCACCCGCUCUAGUGUCAGCAAACAGCGAAGACACGACAAAACCGCCCUCAUCAAGCAUGCAAAACGCCCCAACACACAACGAGGGACUUCCGCCCAACUUUAACGAAUGGUUGAGAAAUGUGGUAUUCGAUUAUGAUUGUCACCCUUGAAUAAACCGUUGCCUUUUGUUAAUAACAAUGUAAAUACAUAACCUUAAUGCCAUAUUUAUCCAUUUGUAAUUUAAUUAUCGGCAUAAGUUCUGAAAAUGAUAUUUAUGGAAAUGUUUUCUAACACUAUGUACAGUUUUGAGUCGAUAACAUUAAAAUUCUCAAAUAUAAA
This is a messenger RNA of Brienomyrus brachyistius, 1804 nucleotides long. Its product is annotated as zinc finger protein ZIC 3-like. The transcript has 4 exons. Lineage: Eukaryota; Metazoa; Chordata; Actinopteri; Osteoglossiformes; Mormyridae. Gene Ontology annotation, biological process: central nervous system development; regulation of transcription by RNA polymerase II. Gene Ontology annotation, cellular component: nucleus. The coding region runs from base 193 to 1635 and encodes 480 amino acids. Gene Ontology annotation, molecular function: RNA polymerase II cis-regulatory region sequence-specific DNA binding; DNA-binding transcription factor activity, RNA polymerase II-specific. The record is from RefSeq and is a predicted model, not a curated record.